Rotaria sordida is the source of this 690-nucleotide messenger RNA. NCBI's taxonomy places the organism in Eukaryota, Metazoa, Rotifera, Eurotatoria, Philodinida, Philodinidae. The record is from the annotation of a GenBank genome assembly.
AUGGCAAACAAAGACCUUGAUCGAUGUUUAGUUUGUGAUGAUAUUGCAAUUGGCGUAAAUUUUGGUGUACCAACAUGUAUGCCAUGUAAAGCUUUUUUUCGACGAAAUGCAGUUAAACUUGGUACUCAUGAAUUUAUAUGUCAAAAUGAUGGUGAUUGUAUAAUAACAUAUAAAUAUCGUCGUUCAUGUAAUUGUUGUCGUUUAGCAAAAUGUUUUCGUGUUGGAAUGAAAAAAUCCUUAAUUCUUUCUGAUGAAAAACGUGAAGCUCGAAAUGAACUUAUAGCAAUAAAUCGUCUUAAACGUGGCCAAAUAUCUAAACUAGAAUGUCUUACAUGGAUGCAAUCACCAUCAUUACUUCGUAUGUCGUCAAGUUCCAUCCAAUAUUUUUCUUCAUCUGAUCAAGUUCUUCUUGCUAAUAUCUUCCAUGCAUAUGAAAAUACUUGUAUAGUAGCAAAAAACACUACUUUACAAAAUUUACCUACUGUUCAACAUACAUCUUUACAUGAGUUUGUCAAUGAAAUGUCAUCUGAAUUUCAUGUCUCUAUCGAAUAUUUAAAACUUAUACCUGAAUUUAAUAAUCUUAUCAUGGAUGAUAAAGUUCGACUCAUAAAAAAUCAUAUCGGCACAAUAGUUCAUAUAAAUCAACCUUUAAUGCUACCAGGACCGCCUAUUAAUCUUGUUGUUUCAUGG